AAGGGACGUGCGCGUGCGCUCACUUCCUCCGCAGCUCCUGCUUCUCCUCGCUGCCUCCGUGUUGAUAGCGGCUUCUGCUUUCACACGUGCACUCUCUUCUAUGUGAAGCUCCCUUCUCGAAAAAAAACCGGUUAUAAAACACAUCCUGGUCUGUCGGAAGAGGUGUGAAGCCAUAGUAACCGACGACCAUGGGGGCUUAUCUGUCGCAACCUAACACGACCAAGACCUCUUCCGAUGGCGGCAACGGCAACAUGAGCUACGGCUUCUCUGCCAUGCAGGGCUGGCGCGUCUCCAUGGAGGAUGCCCACAAUUGUAUCCCAGAGUUUGAUGCGGAGGAGACGGCCAUGUUUUCUGUGUAUGAUGGACAUGGAGGUGAGGAGGUGGCUCUAUACUGUUCAAAGUACCUUCCUGGCAUCAUCAAGGAGCAGAAGACCUACAAAGAUGGCAAACUUCAAAAGGCUCUGGAGGAAGCCUUCUUGGACAUCGACCGCAGAAUGACCACAGAGGAUGUUAUUAAGGAGCUCGUCCAGAUCGCUGGGCGUCCCACUGAGGCGCCGCCCGCUGCAAAGGUGUCCGAGGAGGAUGAUUUGGACACAGAGGAGGCAGCUUUACUCCAUGAAGAAGCCACAAUGACCAUAGAGGAGCUGCUGGUACGCUAUGGCCAGAACCUCAAUGCUGUCAAACAUGCAGCUGCCAUCAGUGCGGCUGCUAAGAAAGCGGCCUCUUCGAAGCCCGAGGUCUUGGAAGACAAAGAGGAAGGUGGGAAAGGACAGGAGGAGGGGAUAAAUGGAGAGGUAGAGGAGAGCAACAGGAAGGGGGAAAAAGGCCAAGGAGCGGAGUGCGGGUCGAAGCUGCGAGUCUGUCGGAGAACAGGCGAGGACGCCAGUGGUCCAGCCGCUGACUGUGGAGGUUCAGGAAGCGCCAAUGGAGAAGAAAAGGCUGGCAAGACGGAAGGAGACGCAGGUCCCUCCUGCUCCUCUUUGGCCACUAAGGAGGCAGGAGAUUCCAAGUCCAGAUUUUUUGAUGACAGUGAGGAGUCUGGGGAGGGAGAAGAGGAGGGCAGUGAUGAAGAGGAGGGCAGUGAAAAGGAAGAGGGGGACAGCAGUGAGAUGGAAGAAGAGAAUUCAGAGGGCGAGGAAGACUCUGAAGAUGAGGAGGAAGAGGAGAUGUGCCUACCUGGAAUGGAUGGCAAGGAGGAGCCCGGCUCAGACAGCGGCACCACAGCUGUCGUGGCUCUGAUCCGAGGAAAACAGCUGAUCGUGGCCAACGCUGGAGACUCUCGCUGCGUGGUGUCCGAGUGCGGCAAAGCUGUCGACAUGUCGUACGACCACAAGCCAGAGGACGAGGUGGAACUCGCUCGCAUCAAACAUGCUGGAGGGAAAGUGACCAUGGAUGGACGGGUCAACGGGGGACUUAACCUCUCCAGAGCUAUCGGCGAUCACUUCUACAAGAGGAACAAGGCUCUGUCCCCAGAGGAGCAGAUGAUUUCUUCAAUGCCCGACGUCAAAGUUCUGACCCUCAGCGGGGACCACGACUUCAUGGUCAUCGCCUGCGACGGCAUCUGGAAUGUGUUGAGCAGUCAGGAGGUUGUGGACUUCGUCAGCGAGAGGAUCAAACCCGACGAGAGCGGCCAUGUCCGACUCCUCUCAUCUAUUGUGGAAGAGCUGUUGGACCACUGUUUGGCCCCCGACACAUCUGGAGACGGGACAGGAUGUGACAACAUGACCUGCAUCAUCAUCACCCUCCGGCCGCACCCAUCUCCUGGUCAACCCGACGACAAGAAGAAGAGGAAGCACCAGGACGAGGCGGAGGGAGCCGCCGAGCCAGAGAAGAACGAAAACAACAGCAAGAAGGCCAAAAGCGACUAGCGGCAAAGAGAAACUGUCCCAGAGGGAGCAGCUGGUCCUGGACUACCCAGAGAGCAUUCUGUUUAAUCCUAGCCUCACACACAGGAAUUCACCCUGAAGCAUCUAUUGCGAUCGCGAUAGGUUCGAUCGGCUGAACUAAGAUCAGUUUAGUUAUUUGUCCUCCGUUUUCAGCCGACUCUCACUUUAACUCCCCCUCCGGUUUCUGGGCUUUCGCACGGAGCUGGAAAGAAGCUGGACACAAGUUUCCUUCCUAAAUUUAACGAAACCGACUCGGAAGACGUGUUGAACAGCACAUAAAUUCCCACGCAUUUGUAACUAAAUCAAACGACGCUGCAGAACAACGCGGUCUACCACACGGUCGCUGCUCUCCGUUAUUGAGAUCUUUUCCCACACACGGCAGUUUCCCCACUUUGUUUUCGUAGAAAUUUGAAGGUGGCGUCCGGCCUCCGAUUCGGUGCGUCUCCAUUGCAGUUUUGCGACAUGUAACCGCACAACGCCCUCUGUGUGUUGUGGUCACAUUACACGGCAUUCAUUGUAUCUCAAAGUGCCAUACAAUUCCUUUUUUUUUUUUGUAAUAUCAUAUCCUCAAAUUAGGGACCCCAAAUGGCUGCAGAGACAUUUGCAUUGCAUAGAGGUAACUAGAAAAAGGGAUUGAAUGAGAGAAUAUUAUUGUCUUUUGGAGCCCAACUCUAAAGAUGCAGCAGGAGUGCGCCUGUUGGUCCAGUGUGACGUUGAAUGUGUUGCUUCCCUGGUUCAGUGAGCAACAGGGACCAACGGUCAUCAUCCUGUUGCUCUUGUGUGCCAUUUUAUAUGCGUUUCCCCCCAAUUGGCCCCAUUCACAAGUGGGGAUGCCUAGUUCAGUCUCGCUGGUCACCAACAAGACGUCACCAUCUUUAGCCUUUUCCCCCCCCAUUCCUGCUUCGUGUCUCUCAGAAUGUACAUUUCCAAAGUAACGGCCAGGGUUUUGUGCGCGUGUGUACUUGUCAUCUGUAGGAUCUGAUGGCGGGGAAACAGGAAGUGACAUCGAGCUUCGUUUCCUUUCACGUCUCGCUUUUCAUUGAAGCCCUGGGCUGACCAGGACUGCACCGGUCUCGUCUCUCCCUGUUUUCUAUUGUACGCUCUUUUUUAAGAUCAUCUUUAGGAAAGGGUAUUUCCAGUCUAAUGUUAUUUUUUUCCCCCUUUUUUUUUGACGCUUCAGUUAUUGGCAUUUAAUUUCUUUGUCGCAAAACAUUUUUUGUGAGCACACGCCCCGACGCUGAAACCGUAGGACAACUUUUGAGUGGAAAUGCAAUCUGAAGUUCAGAGUGUGAAGACAGUAGCUGUUCAGAAUAAUUGUCUUUAUUUGCAGGAGCUUCAUCGACAUUAAACCACAACGUGUGACUGUACGGUUGUUUCUAGUGUACCAUCUUGUCACCAUGCCCUUUUUUUUUUCUGUACAAAGUUUUUUCAAUACUUGUAAUUGGAGAAAAAGAAAAUGCUUUUUCUUUGUAUUUGUGAGUUAAUGUGACAUUUUUGGUGCAUACUCUUUUGACACCAGUAUGUAAGUACAUACAAAUAAAUUUUUUUAAAUAAUGAGAA
Pseudoliparis swirei is the source of this 3446-nucleotide messenger RNA. RefSeq names its product protein phosphatase, Mg2+/Mn2+ dependent, 1G (gene ppm1g). Gene Ontology annotation, cellular component: nucleoplasm. The record is from RefSeq and is a predicted model, not a curated record. The coding region runs from base 189 to 1868 and encodes 559 amino acids. Lineage: Eukaryota; Metazoa; Chordata; Actinopteri; Perciformes; Liparidae. Gene Ontology annotation, biological process: protein dephosphorylation. The transcript has 14 exons. Gene Ontology annotation, molecular function: cation binding; protein serine/threonine phosphatase activity.